GGUACCAUUCUCCUUUCUCUCUCAUCAUCAGCAUAUAGUAUUCACAGAGCGGGUGUGAGGGGAGUGGGAGUUUUUUAAGGGGAUUUUGGAGGGGCAUUUUAUUUUCUUAUUUUUGUGGGGAGAAUUUGGGAGUACAGUUCUUGAUCAAGGGAGGGGAAUGGCAGGCGGCGGUGCGGCGGCGGCGCCGAAGCAGGACGAACUGCAGCCUCACCCGGUGAGGGACCAGCUGCCCUAUGUGUCUUACUGCAUCACCAGCCCUCCUCCCUGGCCCGAAGCCAUCCUUCUUGGUUUCCAGCACUACCUGGUUAUGCUCGGCACCACUGUCAUCAUUCCUACUGCUCUUGUUCCUCAAAUGGGUGGCAAUAACGAAGAUAAAGCUAAGGUGAUCCAAACUGUGCUUUUUGUGGCUGGCAUAAACACUUUACUGCAAACCUUCUUUGGAACCCGAUUACCUGCUGUCGUUGGAGGAUCAUACAGCUUUGUUGCGCCCACUAUCUCCAUCAUCUUGGCCGGUCGUUACAAUAAUAUUGCAGAUCCUCAUGAGAGAUUCCGCCGCGUCAUACGUGGCACCCAAGGUGCCCUUAUUGUUGCUUCAACUCUUCAGAUAAUCGUGGGUUUUAGCGGACUAUGGCGCAUUGUCACAAGAAUUCUGAGUCCAUUGUCAGUUGCUCCUCUGGUUGCGUUGGUUGGGUUUGGGCUGUAUGAGCUUGGAUUCCCUGUGGUUGCGAAGUGUAUCGAGAUUGGGCUUCCAGAGAUAAUACUACUGGUCUUAUUCGCCGAGUUUAUACCUCAUGCAGUACGUCUGACAAGGCCUAUCUUAAACCGUUUUGCGGUCAUUGUCUCGGUUGCAAUCGUAUGGCUUUUUGCUUUCUUUCUCACAGUGGGUGGGACAUACAGGCAUGAUCGUCCAAAAACUCAACUUCAUUGUCGUACCGACAAAUCUGGGCUUGUUGGAGCAGCUCCUUGGAUAAGUGUCCCUUAUCCUUUCCAAUGGGGAGCUCCAACAUUUAAUGCUGGUGAGGCUUUUGCAAUGAUGGCUGCUUCAUUUGUUGCUCUGGUGGAGUCCACUGGAACUUAUAUUGCAAUUUCAAGGUUUUCGAGUGCCACACCGCUGCCCCCUUCUGUUCUCAGUCGUGGUAUUGGUUGGCAGGGAAUUGGUAUUUUGUUGGAUGGGCUAUUUGGGACGGCAAAUGGGUCCACGGUAUCGGUUGAAAACGCUGGUUUGCUCGGCCUGACACGUGUCGGCAGCCGAAGAGUAGUACAGAUAGCUGCUGGAUUCAUGAUAUUCUUCUCUGUUCUUGGAAAAUUUGGAGCAGUGUUUGCAUCCGUUCCAGCUCCAAUUAUAUCCGCUGUAUAUUGUCUUCUCUUUGCUUAUGUCGGUUCAGUAGGUCUCAGCUUCCUGCAGUUCUGCAACCUCAACAGCUUCCGGACGAAGUUCAUCUUGGGAUUUUCUGUGUUUCUGGGCUUAUCAGUUCCCCAGUAUUUCAAUGAGUACACUUCUGUUGCCGGAUAUGGUCCGGUACACACUGGUGCGCGAUGGUUUAAUGACAUCAUCAACGUGAUCUUCUCCUCGAAAGCGUUUGUCGCUGGCAUUGUGGCAUAUUUCCUCGACAACACCUUGCAUAGAGGCGACAGCGACGUUAGGAGGGACAGGGGCUACCAUUUCUGGGACAGAUUCAGAUCCUUCAAGACGGACUCGCGAAGUGAGGAAUUCUACUCACUGCCGUUCAACCUCGACAAAUUCUUCCCAUCAAUUUGACUCGGCAGCAGGGGUUUGCUGUAAAGUGCGUGCACGGCUGUUUUGAAAAUUUCUUUCGGUUCCGUUGAAAUGUAUUCUUCUCUUCGAUUUCUAUAUUCCGCUAUUCCGCAAUCAUUUGACAUAUAACAGCAAAAAUUAUCAAUGGUAUCUUUUUUCCUCAUAUUUUGGAUGAGCAGUUUGUAUAUUUAGUGGGUAAAACUAAUAAAGCUGAAAAUCUGUCGGUCAUCGGUCGUCCGCAAUCUUGUAAUUUUGGCUGGUCUAUCACUCUGCUGCUUUUCACGGAAAUAGCACUUAUGUUUCUUCUA
Messenger RNA from Ananas comosus (pineapple), 2064 nucleotides. RefSeq names its product nucleobase-ascorbate transporter 6-like. NCBI's taxonomy places the organism in Eukaryota, Viridiplantae, Streptophyta, Magnoliopsida, Poales, Bromeliaceae. Gene Ontology annotation, molecular function: transmembrane transporter activity. Gene Ontology annotation, cellular component: membrane. The record is from RefSeq and is a predicted model, not a curated record. Bases 158 to 1759 code for a protein of 533 amino acids. The transcript has 14 exons. Gene Ontology annotation, biological process: transmembrane transport.